Molecule: messenger RNA, 2231 nt
Organism: Cloeon dipterum
Lineage: Eukaryota; Metazoa; Arthropoda; Insecta; Ephemeroptera; Baetidae
Gene: Rep
Product: Rab escort protein
Exons: 8
Coding region: 179-1762 (527 amino acids)
Biological process (GO): protein geranylgeranylation; small GTPase-mediated signal transduction; vesicle-mediated transport
Cellular component (GO): cytosol; cytoplasm; Rab-protein geranylgeranyltransferase complex
Molecular function (GO): GDP-dissociation inhibitor activity
Source: RefSeq, a predicted model, not a curated record
GUUUGACGAAGUUAAAGGGGAGACGAGACUACUUCUAGUAGCAGUAGGACAGACACGGCGAUUCCGCAGCUGUCUCGUCGGAUUUGUGGCUGCGUAAGGACCCGAGACAGUUUCCUCGGCAAGCAAAAUCUAACGCAGAGUUCACUGCGAGUCAAGGGAGAGGUGAAAUCCGGGCAAAAUGGGCGACGAGUUCCCUAAAGAGUACGACGUAAUCGUCGUCGGCACGGGUAUGACCGAGUCCAUUUUGGCCGCAGCGGCCAGCCGAGUCGGGAAGCGGGUGUUGCACUUGGAUAGCAACGAGUAUUAUGGCGGCCUGUGGGCCUCUUUCAACUUCGAGGGCCUGCAGCAGUGGGUCGGUGACUGCCAGAAGCCCAAGGACGAGACCGAGUGCAAGGCCGAUCCGCAACUCGCGGACGGCGAGUCGGCCCUCAAAAUGAGGGUGCACAACCCGCCGACGGCCACUAACGUCAAGGAGCAGUGGCACGUCCCUGAGACCGUGGAGAGCAGCGGCGACGAUGCCAAAAAGGCGUGGAGCCAGGAGGAAGUGAAGAAGCUGUACAGAAAGUUCAAUAUCGACCUGGCUCCAAAGCUGCUGUACUCGCGCGGUGCCCUGGUGGAGCUGCUCAUCUCCUCCAACAUCGCCCGCUACACCGAGUUCCGCAACGUUACCCGCGUCGUCACCUGGCACGAGGGCAAACUUACGCCGGUGCCGUGCUCGCGCGCCGACGUCUUCGCCACGCAGAAUAUUACCGUCGUGGAGAAGCGCAUGCUCAUGAACCUGCUGCAGGAGUGCACCGAGUACGAAGGCAAUCCAGAGAAGUUGAAAAAGCACGAGAAUCAGAGCUUCUUAGACUUCUUGAAGGACAAGCAAUUGACGGACAACCUGAUUCACUACGUGCUGUACGCGAUUGCGAUGUCAACCGAAGAGACGCCUUGCAUCGAAGGCAUGGCUCGCACCCAGAAAUUCCUGCUGAGUCUGGGUCGCUACGGCAACACUCCCUUCUUGUGGCCCAUGUACGGGAGCGGCGAAAUUCCCCAGGCCUUCUGCAGACUGUGCGCUGUGUUUGGCGGGCUGUACCACCUGAAGCGAGGAGCUGAGGCCCUGAUCGUUGGCUCGGACAACACGCUCAAGGCAAUCCACUCGGACAAAGAGAAUCUGAAGAGCAACUAUCUUGUGAUGGGCCUUGACUAUGCCCCCGACUCGUUGCUGCCGGAAGAGUCGCCCGGCAUCUCGCGAGGUGUCUUUUUGAUUGACAGUUCGAUCCUGGCUGCUGACAAGGAGCACCUGACCCUGCUCGAGUUUCCUCCUGAUGAAAGCUCUGGGCCGGUUACCAUUGUGGAGGUUGGAUCUCUCACGAACGCAUGUCCACAAGGAUUGUACAUGGUUCACAUGACCACGAAGCAGAAGGGCAGCGCUGAGGAGGACCUGAUGUCGGUGGCCAAGAAGCUGAUGAAUUUCCCUGGAGAGACGGACGAGUCUAAGCCUAAUCUCGUGUGGUCCAUGUUCUUCAACAUGAAGGACACAUCAACUUGUGAUCUUGGUGCCAACACACCAACCAAUCUUUUCCUCACUUCAGGACCUGAUCUGGACCUGGAUUUCGACUUCGCCAUUAAACAGGCGAAAGAGAUCUUCUCAAAAAUGUAUCCCGAAGACGAGUUUUUGCCGAGAGCACCAGACCCAGAGGAAAUCAUCCUAGACGACGACGAUGAGGACAAGCAAAAGCAGCCGGAAGAGAAGGCCUCUGAGGAGCCUCAGGAGUGAAGUCUUUAAGUGAUAACAGCACAUUUUGGCUUUGGCUUGUUGAUGCAUUCCGUUUCUGUUUAAUUUAUCAAAGUACACCACUCUCUAUUAAUUGUUUAAAGUUUUACCCAUAUUAUUGCACUCUGGUCAUUUUUACCUAUUUUUGUAUGUUUUCUUACAAAAAUUAGCCACUCUCUGAUUUGGUGCUAACGGCGUGUGUACUGUGUAUUUUCCCAUUGGGCAGCAUGGCUCCUUUAUUUAUGAGAUUUACGCGCUUUGAUGCUCAAAUAUCAUGAGACGCAUUCAUAAGCUUUGUUCAAUAUCAUGAGAGAAAAAAGCCCUUAGAACUGAAUUAAAAGCUGCAUUUGGACCCAUGUCAAGUAAGGAGUAUUUCAGCUUAUUGUGAUCUAUGCUUAAAAUAUAUAGUAGUAUUUUAUUUGACUCGAGAGACAUUGUGUAAUCACCAAAUAAAAACUUUGAGCACCCUUCA